Vicugna pacos (alpaca) is the source of this 261-nucleotide messenger RNA. The record is from RefSeq and is a predicted model, not a curated record. NCBI's taxonomy places the organism in Eukaryota, Metazoa, Chordata, Mammalia, Artiodactyla, Camelidae.
ACAUAUGUAUAUGUACACAUUUAUGUAUAUAUUCAUAUAUAUAUGUGUGUGUAUGUAUGUGUGUGUGAGAAUGUCUUUAUUAGGACAUGCAUGCGGAGAUGUUUGGGGGGUUAUCCACGACUUAUUUUCAAAUGGUUUAACACGGCAAAAGACAGCUGCAGUAUAGACAUAUACAUGUAUACAUAUAUAUGUGUGUGUAUAUAUAUAUAUAUAUGUGUGCGUGUGUGUGUNUAUAUAUAUAUAUAUGUGUGUGUAUAUAUA